Messenger RNA from Alternaria conjuncta, 2391 nucleotides. RefSeq lists its product as uncharacterized. The coding region runs from base 1 to 2391 and encodes 796 amino acids. The transcript has 3 exons. Gene Ontology annotation, biological process: transmembrane transport; fungal-type cell wall biogenesis. Lineage: Eukaryota; Fungi; Ascomycota; Dothideomycetes; Pleosporales; Pleosporaceae. The record is from RefSeq and is a predicted model, not a curated record.
AUGUAUCUACCACGGUGCGCCCAAGCUCUGUUGGCAGCCGGCCUGCUGCUCACCACCCCGGUCGGCUCCGUCAACGUAGACAAAGACGGUACAUGGGUGGUUGGAAUCAUCGAUGGCGACAAAUGGCAAGUCAGAGACGACAGACAGCCAUCUCUCUACACUGCCGACUAUGGCGACUGCCUAGGCAAGAGCGCCAUCAACGUUACACGGUUCGACGCAGCCUACUACAAAGACAACAUGACCAUCAUCUUUCACCUGGAAGGCGAGACUGGGCUCCGAAGAGAAGACAUUAUGAUGAAUAUCGGCGUUUAUGCGUACGGCGAGAGUCGAUUCGACCUGACCUUCAACCCUUGCGACGCCAACAUACUCAGCGCUUGCCCCGUCAAAGCCGGCGUUCCCAUCGAGGCGGCGGGCAUCAUACCGAUCAAUCAAGACGACGUCGCAGGGAUCCCAGAGAUUGCGUUGAGCAUUCCCGACUUCGAAGGCCAGGCCAUCCUGCGACUGUUCUCCAACUCCACACAGAACGAGGCCGUCGUUUCCUCUUUUGCUACAGCCGCCUACGGAUCCAACGUCCUCGAGAUGCGCAAGCAUUACGCCCAUUCGCUGUCAGUGUCUGUGGUCUUCGCGGUAUGGCACCACAUCUUCUAUAGCGGAGCGCUCUCGGUGAACUGGCCAAGCGUCCUCGUGGCCUUCUGGAGCAACUAUGCCUGGGCUGGGGGUAUGAUCUACUCUGAGUCAAUGCAGAACACGAUCAACGAUUUCAUCGGCUCGAACAAAGGGAAUACAUCGCAAGUCGGUGCCGCAGGUACGGGCGAGAGUAAUCCUCAUCUUGGAGGAGGGGUCGACAUUCACCAGAUAUACAAACGAGGCGUUCUUCCUCAGGGUCUGAAUCUCCAAGCUGCCUUAGCAAAGCGCCGUCUCAUCGACGCGAGCACUGGAUUCAAAUAUUACGGGUUGCCUGUAAAGCCUGGACUGCCACUUCCGGGCAACUAUUCUGGAUUCGCUGGUACCCUUGCGACGGAACACAUCCCAGCCAGCAACGCCUUCAUGACUGGACUGCUCUGGUUCUUAAUCUUGAUCGCAUGCGGUGUUGUCUCUGUACUCUCCCUGAAAGUUGUCCUCGAAGGCUUCAGUAGCAUACGCAUUGUCAAAAAGGACCGCCUGGCCUUUUUCCGAACCCAUUAUCUUGCCUUCGCUCUAUCGACUGUCCUGCGAACAAUCUUCAUUGGGUUUUACAUGUUGACGUUCCUAGCCAUGUUUCAGUUCUCCUACCUAGCUCUUUCAGGUCCUGUCGCGGUCGCAUGUGCAGCCUUCUUCGCCGUAGUGUUCGGUAUAGGCAGUAUCGCCGCCUACGCUUGUUUUUCUAGACUUCGGAUCGGAAGGUAUGCAUCUGAGCCCGACCGGCUGAACAUAGCCAAGCGACGACUACUCAAGAUCAUUCCGUGGUUCAGUAUUUCCAGGAAUAGCAAGGCUCCACGCUCCGAGGACGAGAUGUACAUCGCUUCAAUUCCUUGGUGGACGAUACACGCCACGGCGGAUACCGCAUCAAUCCAUGAUGACGAGCAGUACACAACGAAGUUUGGUUGGCUGGCCUCCCGCUACAGGAGGACUCGUUGGUGGUUCUUUGUAGUCUGGCUGUUCUACGAAUUCAUUCGAGCAUGCUUCCUUGCUGGCGCAUCGACUCAGCCCUUGGUUCAGGUCUUCGGUCUCCUAGCCGUUGAGAUUGUUGCCUUCGUCGCCUUCAUCAUUCUCCGACCCUUCGAAGGACAGCGCCUGAACGUUUUGGUCGUGUAUCUUCUCGGCUUUAGCAAGAUUACUACUACAGGUCUUUCGGCAGCCUUUGAUACACGGUUUGGUAUCGCUCGUAUCCCUACAACCGUUAUUGGCAUCAUCAUAAUCGUCAUUCAAGGUCUCUUGACGGUGGCCGUGAUGGUUUUGAUCCUGAUCGGCGCUGUCUCAAGCUACCUGUCCAUCUUGCGGGACCGCGAACGGAUGGCGCCGUUGAGCUGGAACCCGAUACGUGAGAAGCACUUUGCACAUAUCGAUUGUGCAGUUCAAGAUAUUCCGCGACCACGUGCGAUUUCGAUCAACUCGAUGCCAGAGUUGCCCAAGACACCGUACUUUGAAGUGCGACAUGUGAAGCGGAUAGCCAAGGUUGAGGACGAGGAUGACGAGUUCAUGCGAGAGAUGGACAGCGAUCAUGCGACACCGGCCCGCCCAACGGCACAGGAGUGCAACUCUCCAGUCGCAAGCAUCUUACUCAAGUCUACCCAAGGCGGCUCGCCUGCAUCGCCCCUACUGGAGCAGACACGGGUACAGCGAUUCGAUGAGUCCGGGCCGCCACAGGGCUUUGAGCGAAGCUCAUAUGAAGACUCCCAAGCAAAGUCAUGA